Molecule: messenger RNA, 610 nt
Organism: Moneuplotes crassus
Lineage: Eukaryota; Ciliophora; Spirotrichea; Euplotida; Euplotidae
Source: the annotation of a GenBank genome assembly
CCUUCAAUAAGCCGUAAUAACAACAAAAGUGAAUCAAGUAUGAAAGCAAAGGAUAUUCCAUGAGCAACUGAAGAGAUAGGGUUCAGAAAUUAUAGCUUUUCCCUUAUCAAGCAAAAUUAUCGCAAGCAAGAAUGUUCUCAAAAUGGAAUCUGUAACAGAUCAGGCGAAUCUCGGAUAAAAAACUCUAAUCUUGGAAAGAUUCUCAGAAGAAUUUUGUCUAGAAGAGAGCUUCAUCCAUACUCAAUAUCUCUGAAUUGACAAGAGCAGAAGGCUUCAGAAUUAAAGAAGCCCUUGAAAUCAUGUCUGAAGAAGAAUAAAUGAGUUGCAUCAAUCUCAAAGCCCAGGCCAGCUCCUCUUGUUUGAAAAAGACAGCUGAAGAUUUACCCGAACAAUCACCGGAGAAUGAUUGGUGAAUGCUCAAAAAUUCAACCAUUAGAGACUCAUAAAAUAUCCCGGAGGAAAUACAGAGAGCUAGUUAUAAAGGAGAAGUCAUUGAGUAGCAAUCCUCAAGAAAACUUUAUUAAUGGCGAUCAGCAUGUAUCUCAAAAAUUUGGGUACUUCAUUAGUACCAUUAAUAAUAAUCAAUAAUAUGUCAUCAAUAUCACAAUCA